Messenger RNA from Gadus macrocephalus (Pacific cod), 809 nucleotides. It is a transcript of the gene psenen, whose product is annotated as presenilin enhancer, gamma-secretase subunit. The transcript is spliced from 4 exons. Gene Ontology annotation, biological process: Notch receptor processing. Lineage: Eukaryota; Metazoa; Chordata; Actinopteri; Gadiformes; Gadidae. The coding region runs from base 211 to 516 and encodes 101 amino acids. Gene Ontology annotation, cellular component: gamma-secretase complex. The record is from RefSeq and is a predicted model, not a curated record.
CUUGCCGUAGAACCGAGGCGAUCACUUCCGUGUCGAGUCGUUGAUUUAGCCCUGAAUACGAGGAAGUCUUCUGCUGGUAAAAACGCAGUCUAAUGAGUUUAUAUCUUCCGUUCGUACCCUUCCAGCUUAAAUCUGUAAACAGGAGUAUACACAAUUCAUUAAAAAUACGUUUCUCGAUCAUCGGCACCAGGACCACCAAAUAGGCCUACAAUGAAUCUAGAAAGGGUCUCCAAUGAAGAGAAACUCGGCCUGUGCAGAAAGUAUUAUCUAGGGGGGUUUGCUUUUCUACCCUUCCUCUGGUUGGUAAAUGUGGUUUGGUUUUUCCAAGAGGCCUUCAUUAAGCCUGCCUACACCGAACAACUUCAAAUCAAAGCAUAUGUGAAGUGGUCGGGCCUGGGAUUGGCCAUCUGGGUGGCAGUGCUGACCACCUGGAUUACCAUAUAUCAGCACUACCGCGCUCAAUGGGGCGAAGUGGGGGACUACCUCUCCUUCACCAUCCCACUUGGCAUUCCCUAAAACAAGAGUGUGUACACCAGCAAACGGCCCAAGCUGUCAUUACCUGCCAAUACGCAUACUUCGAGCGCUCUGUUGAGUUUGACUAUUAAUAAAGGUUCAAGAUGAAUGUUGCAGUAUGCAAGUGGGAAUGUUUAUGUGCAUAAUUGCUAGAUGCAAUAGAUAGUUUUUCCCAAGGUUAAAUGACAACCACUUUCCAACUGCUUUCUAUUUUGUCAAAUCAACGUUUUUGUGUUUGAUGGUACCCUUUUUUUUUUACUUGCAUAAUACCAGUGAAUAAAUGUAUAUAAAAUGUU